Molecule: messenger RNA, 689 nt
Organism: Bolinopsis microptera
Lineage: Eukaryota; Metazoa; Ctenophora; Tentaculata; Lobata; Bolinopsidae
Product: C-X-C chemokine receptor type 1-like
Exons: 2
Coding region: 24-689 (221 amino acids)
Biological process (GO): G protein-coupled receptor signaling pathway
Cellular component (GO): plasma membrane
Molecular function (GO): G protein-coupled receptor activity
Source: RefSeq, a predicted model, not a curated record
UUUCACUUUUCACAACCCCAUAGAUGAUUUCCAAAAACUCGUCUGCUUUAGACCUCCUAGAGUACGAAGAAAAGACAAAAGCAGAACGGUAUAUCUUGAUCGGAUGGUGUGUCCUCGUCCUUGUGAUGAACCUAGCAGGGAACUCUAUCAUCCUUCUCUCCACAAUCCGUUACAGAGCCAUCAGACUGGACAGAGUCAGCGUCCUCCUCAUCAAGAACAUUGCUGUUAGUGACAUUCUGCUGGCAGUUUUUGCAGUGCAUCCAACCCUCGUGUCCCUUAUCUGGGACAAGUGGCCGUAUGGCACAUUCCUGUGCAGCAUGUUUGCUAGCCUUGGUAAUUUGUGUGCUAUCUCUGGUAUCCUACUGGUAUGUGCCAUGCACAUCAGCAAGCUCCUUUCUCUUCUCUACCCUCUACAUUCCAUCGGACGAACCACUAGAUCUGGACAUCGGAUCAGUAUUUCUAUCUGGCUCCUCUCUGCUGUUUCUCCCAUCACAAAUAUCAUAGUGGACAAACAAAGCUUCUACUUUAACUACAAGACUUACAAGUGCUGCUUCUCAGCUACAGCCCCCAUAAUGAAGUGGUUAUUACCCGUCAAAGGUUUUAUAUUCAUUAUAAUCCCCAACCUUCUGGUGCUUUGCACCACCGUAGCUCUGUUGAGCGUGGUAAAGAAAGCCACUGGGAGGUUUUAG